Cuscuta epithymum is the source of this 4828-nucleotide messenger RNA. The record is from the annotation of a GenBank genome assembly. NCBI's taxonomy places the organism in Eukaryota, Viridiplantae, Streptophyta, Magnoliopsida, Solanales, Convolvulaceae.
CAGAGAGUACUCAAGCUUAUUUUGAAAGGAGAGUACUCAAGCUUAUUCAAGAGUUAGCCAAAAUUUAUAAGCUUGUUUUGUGAAACAUCAAUCAAUUGUUGUAUCCAUACCGUCUAUUACUCUUUGAGGAACGAUAUCGGAAUUAGAGGAUCACAAAAUCUUAUUCUUACAUAUCAUUAGCAUCAAUCUUAAUCAACUUCAAGAGCUGGAGAAUUCAAGUUCUCCCAACGCCGGUGAGCACAUGAGCUCGGAGCUGGAAGAAACACUCUCAGAUUCAAGAUCAUCGAAAGCUCGAAGGUUACAAAAAGCCACCAGCAUCGAACUCAGAAAUCUUUUCCGGUUGGCAAUUCCGGCCAUCAUUGUUUACUUGUUAAACAAUGUUACUUCCAUGUCUACUCAGAUUUUUUGUGGGCAUCUUGGUACUCUCCAGCUCGCUGCUGCUUCCCUCGGCAAUAAUGGCAUCCAAGUCUUGGCCUAUGGAGUCAUGGUUAGCGUUGCUUCAGUGACCGGAGGGGCGGUGUCGAAAGGUGGCUGAGCUUGGAAUGGGAAGCGCGGUAGAGACACUAUGUGGACAAGCUUAUGGAGCAAACAAGUACGAAAUGCUUGGAAUAUAUCUUCAAAGGUCAACUAUUCUUCUCAUGUUGGCAGGACUACCACUUUUACUGCUCUACAUAUUCUCCAAACAAAUCUUACUCUUAUUAGGAGAAUCAAAGUCUGUGGCUUCCGCCUCCGCCCUCUUUGUCUACGGUUUAAUCCCGCAAAUUUUCGCUUAUGCUGCGAUUUUUCCGAUACAGAAAUUCUUGCAAUCCCAAAGCAUUGUAAGCCCUAGUGCAUAUAUAUCAGGAGUAACGCUAGUUUCACACAUCGCCCUAACAUGGGUGGUAUUGUAUGUGUUGGGCUGGGGAUUGCUGGGCGCGGCUCUCGUGUUGAGCUUUUCGUGGUGGAUCAUAGUGGUCGCGCAGUUUGUGUACAUAUUGAAGAGCAAGCGGUGCGAGAAGACGUGGAGAGGGUUCAGCCUUAGUGCAUUCUCAGGGCUGUGGAAUUUCUUCAAGCUCUCUAUUGCAUCUGGUGUGAUGUUGUGUUUGGAGAUGUGGUACUUCCAGAUUCUGGUCUUGAUUGCGGGUUUGCUUCCUAAUCCUGAGGUUGCCUUGGAUUCUCUCGCCAUUUGGGGUGGCUGUUGGGUGUGGAUGGCAAAAAUUUGUAGCCUACGUGAAUGUGGGGUGCUACUAUGUUGUCGGUAUCCCCGUCGGUUCUCUGCUUGGUUUCAAAUUUCGACUUGGAGCUAAGGUAUAAAUUAAAUUCCAGCUAUAUCUAUCUAAAAUAGUUACUAAUUUCGUCCCCUUUUAUGCGUCAUUGCGUCUUGUUUUGAUUUGACACAACUAUUAAUAAAGUUGUUGAAAAAGUAAAGUUUGUGAUUAAAAUUUUAGUAUAAUAAAGUGAAUUCUUGUUGAUUGCAUAUUGUAAUUCAGAGUUGAAUAUUUCCUCGCAUAUCAUUCCCACAACUGAAGAGUGUAUGUAUACAUGAUGUUACAACAGUUCAUAUGGAAAUACAAUAGUUACCAAGGAAUAUACAACACUUUAGGAAAAGAAUUAAAUAAAGUGAUACAGUAAAACCAGCUCUUGUUAACAUUCCCCCUCAAGGUGGAGAAUGGAUAUCUAUCAUUCCCAACUUUUCUGGAGAGAUAUGGAAGACCCUACCACAUACUGCCUUUGUUAAAAUAUCCGCCCAUUGAUCCUUUGAAGGAACCAAUGGAAGCUUAACCGUUCCAUUCUGUAGAUGAUAUUUAAUGAAGUGACGCUCGACCUCCACAUGGUUUGUCCUCUCAUGAUGAACAUGAGUGUGUGCUAUCUUUAUUGUAGCUUGAUUGUCGCAAUUUUGCUUCAUCGGAUCUGUGAGGCUAAACCCAAGGUCUCUUAUAUUCUUUUUAUCCAUAGGAGCUCAUAGACAUCAUGAUCAUUCUCUAAAGUUCCGAUUUCGCGCUUGGUCUCGUAACAAUCUUUUGAUUUUUUGCUUUUCCUUGUGACAAGAUUAACUCCCACGAACGUAAAGUAUUCUAAUGUUGAAUCCCCAUAUGUUCCAGAUCCAUCCCAUUUUGCAUCCGUGUAUCUGCUAACCCCUUUUACUUUAUUUUUCGCAAAAAAUAGUCCGUUUCCUGGAGCGGACUCUGGAUACAUUGGUAUCCUAUAUACAGUUUCCAUGUGAUCUUCACUCGGUGCAUGCAUAAAUCGACUCACUGCACUAACUGCAUAUGCUAUGUUCGAACAAGUGUGUGAUAAGUACAUCAGCUUCCCCAUAAGUCAUUGAUACCUUUCUUUAUUGGCGAGCAGUUAUAUAUAUACCUGUUUCUGCAAGCGGAUCCAGCACAUACUUUCGUUGACACAUGGAUAUACCUUGCUUUGAUCUAGCAACUUCUAUACCUAAGAAAUAUUUUAGGUUUCAAAGGUCAUAUAGUUUGAAAUCUAUUGCGAUCACCUUCUACAAAAUAACCAUUUCUCCAGGGUCAUUUCUUGUGACUACCAUAUCAGCUACGUACACAACCCAUGUUGUUAUGUUCUCCUGUUGUUGCUUAACAAAGAGUGUAUGUUCAACAUCACUUUGGUUGUAUCUAAUCUUCUUCAUAAAGGUUGAAAAUCUUCUAAACCCUACUUGAGGGGACAGUUUGAGUCCAUAUAAUGCCUUCUUUAACUUACACACUUUGUCUUUGCAGUGUAUGCUAGGGGGGUCCAUGUAAACUUCUUCUUCUUCCACUUGACCUUUCAGAAACACAUUUUUACGUCAAACUGUCGUAGUGGCCAAUCUUCAUUCGCUACUAUAGACAAAAGAAUACGAAUGGUGUUUAUUUUUGUUACAGGAGAAAAAUUAUCUCAAUAAUCAUUCCCAGAAUUUUGAGUGUAUCCUUUGCUACAAGUCAUGCUUUAUAUCUGUCAAUGCUCCCUAUAAAGUCUAGUUUGACAGUAUAUAUCCACCAGUAUCCCAUUGUCUUCUUUCCAAAGGGAGAUUUACUAAGUCCCAUGUAUGGUUCUUUUGUAGUACCUCCAUUUCGUCAUUCAUAGCUUUCUUCUAUUUUAGUCUUUCAAAGAUUCUUGGAUGUUGCAUGGAUUAGACACGGAGAUAAUUGUUCUAUCAAUAAUGCCUGAGAUUUAGCUAUCUGAUGAGAGGACACCUAGUUGUUAAUAGGAUAUUUCGCUUGUGCGUGAGAUGAGGUUAAUAGUUCUUUUUUGGGACUCCUCGAUUCUUCCUUAAGGGGUACGUGGGUUCAGGAAGUGUAUCAUACACACCAGGUGUGUUUGAAAUAUCCUGCAAAAAUAAACCGUUAGAAGAAAUGGGGUUUGCGGUUUCUAGGGAUUAUUCUCCUGGACUCUCUGUGGUAAUGAUAGUUGGGGAAGUCGUAGUAUAAUGGUCUUCAAGAGUUCCAACUUCAAGUUUUCCUUCCAUGAAUGUGCUAUCAUCUGCAAUCCCUGGUUCCAUAUUAUCAUCUCCUAAUUCAGUUAAUCCAUCAACUUUAAUCUCAUUGUUUGGAGAAUUAUGCGUUUCACCUAAUUGACCACUUUCGCGGUUAUAUUCAUGCAUGUUCUCUUCUUCUAAGUUAGAUGAAUUCUCCCCCAGAAGAGAACUCUCACUUUCGAAGAAGGGAACGUUUUCAUGGAAUAUAACAUCUCGAGUAACGUACAUUUUCUUCUCCUUAGUAUCAUAAUAUCGAUAACCCUUUUUAAAAAAGCAGUGUACCCCAAUAAAAUGCAUCAAGUAGCUCUAUGUUCCAGUUUAUCCAGGUCUUGAUGUACAUAGGUCGUGCAUCUGAAUACUCUUGGCUCCAGAUUAAUGUUUCAUGAGAUUGUUACCAGUUCAUGAAGUGUUUGGAUCAGGGUUUUGAACUCAAUGACUUGAGAUGGGUUCUGUUCAUGAGAUAAGAUGACGAUUGAACUACCUUUCCCCAGUAUUUACGUGAGACAUUCAAACAAGGAUUCCCGAACAAUCUCUAAAAGUUUUCAUUUCCUUGUUUCUGUUAAUCCAUUUUGCUAGGGUUACCCACACAUGAGGUUUAGUGUCGUAUGGAGUUACGUUUGUAGAAUUUUUCCAUCUCGUGAAUGACAUGUUCACUCCCUUUAUCACACUGUAAAACUUGGAUGUUACACUUGUAUUAUGAUUUAAUCAUUCGGUACAGCUGCUAAAACACUGAACAUGGAUCCCCUUUGUGUUUAAGGAGGGAAAUCCAAAUUAUACAUGUGCAUUCAUCCAUAAUAACGAGCACCACUUGGUGUAGAAAUUUGAGCUAGUCCACAUACAUCCGAGUGAAUAGUCAUAAAAGGAAUCAAACUUUUAGUAUCACUUGGGGAAUACAAUGUUUUAUGGAUUUUGGCCAUUUCACAAACACCACUUAUAAUCAUAGUCUACGAUACCAUAACCAUGCCAACUUUUUAUUCCCUUGAGCUAUCCGAGUAUUGAGGGCAUCUCCAUACUUAUGGUCUAAAGAUAAUACAACUUUCCCCGCCUAGUAUCAUAGCCAAGAAUUUUCUGAUUCUUGAUGUCCUGGAACAUACACUCAUCAAGGCGCAGAAAGUAGCUGAACAUUUCAUUUUUUAAAAUUUGUGAUAUACAUAACAUUUUUUAAGGCAAAGAGGGGACACCUAGAACUUUAUUUAGAUUUAUGGGAUUGGAUACUUGGACCGGUCCUUCACAAGUUACACGGGGAGGUAAGGGUCAGAUUGGUACUCGAAGUUGCAUAAAAAGGGUCAAAUAAGUCCUUACUGUCCAGUCGUCGCCAUUUGAGGCGGUUCCCGGUGGAAUUCUUUGAUGAAAUUUUUUGAGCAUCUUAUUCAUUAAGUCUAG